Limanda limanda (common dab) is the source of this 3049-nucleotide messenger RNA. RefSeq lists its product as uncharacterized. NCBI's taxonomy places the organism in Eukaryota, Metazoa, Chordata, Actinopteri, Pleuronectiformes, Pleuronectidae. Bases 248 to 1603 code for a protein of 451 amino acids. The transcript is spliced from 4 exons. Gene Ontology annotation, biological process: negative regulation of DNA-templated transcription; negative regulation of circadian rhythm. The record is from RefSeq and is a predicted model, not a curated record. Gene Ontology annotation, cellular component: nucleus.
GGUAAAGCAGGCGAACACCGCGCGAAGCCCCGUGUGUUCUGCUGGUGCCUCUGAGCUGCUGCCCCCCCCCGCACCCGCUUUCAUGACACAGCCUGUCAUCAGUGUCUGUUUCGCCCCUCACUCUUUUUGUUUCUAAAACGCCGUGCCACCUUAAAACAGCGGCGUCAAGCUAGCUCGCGUUAGCCGCCGGGAUUUCAAAACAAAAGCCUGAAAGUGGCGCCUGCUGGAUAACCGCUCCGGGUACAGUAUGCCAAAGGAACAACCUUGCCUGAGCGAGCACAGCCCCUGUGCCACAUCCAGCAAGAACGCCAAAGAUGAGCGCAACAGUACGAUUCUGCUGGCGAUGCGUGAAACUACAGACGCAGAUGACUCCAGUGGAAGGGGCUCCCUCUGCAGCUCAGAGAAGGACUCAGGCUACUCUGAUUGCUCAGACUGGCAGCAUAUGGAUGUGGAGGACCAGCAUAGUGACAGAGGAAGUGAGUGUGCAGAAAUGUCACAACCUGGCCAGAACAGAGAACGUGGGCAAAGAAAUUCUGAGGAUUCCACCCUGAUGCUUGCAGGACGUGAGCUCCCACCCAUCAACAUAAUCGACAACAUGGGGCUGAAGCAGACCCCCAAGCCGGACACGAUCCAGAAAAAAGGUCAGCUACUCUGGAGAAAUCAAAGCUGGGAAACUGGCAGUUCCGAUGCUUCCCCUUUGCUCGUGUUGCCGACCACCCGGCAGCCCCACAAGCCCUUGUCCCGGAAGCCCAACAUCACGGGCAAGAAAAGAAACGGCACAUACCUGCCUAUUUUCAACUCCUUAUCCAGUAUUGCACCACCCUCCAGCAAGAAGCCCCCAGAUAUAUCUUUAUCAAACGAAAAGCUCCAGAAUCUGAGCGAGAAUGUGUCCACCAAACAUAAGAGUGAAGGUACACCAGGGACCAGGAGUCUGCUAGAUCAGCACCUUAAUAAGCAACCCAAAUUAGCAUUCUCAUGCUCCUCUUCAGCCAGAGAUACUGUAUCGUCCUCCACUUCCGAUAUUGCUUGCUCUAGCCAGGGCUCUCCAUCUGCGUCCACUGUGCACACCGCCGGCUCCUCCAGAGGACUUCACAGGUACGGCACCACUAAUGUUAGCCACCGCCGUUUCCUCAACACAUUAGAAAAGCUAAGACAAUCUGGUUUGUUAGACAUUGCACUGCGCACAAAGGAGCUGCUGCGCCAAAGCAACGCUAUCGAGCAGGACAUUUCGGAACUGCGCCAGCACACGGAGCUGCUGUGCCAGACCGCCAGCAACCCCAGCUGCGGCCUGAAUGGUGUCACAGCCUGGGAACCUCUCCACAGAGCCAUGUCCGAGUCCUGCAGCUACCCCAACCUCCAACGCCUGCACAACUUACAAACCCCGCCUCAUCCAGAUUCUUCUGGUCAACCAGAGAGUAUUAACACAGUAGACGGUGAGCAGCCAGCCACUGAGAGCUCGGAUGUGUCACCAGCUCAUUGUCCCCCAGCCUUACUGGAUCCAAACCAGAACUGUCCUGUAUCACCGCAUCAGUCGGAACAAAGCAGGGAGCUCGCCACCGGUGGGAAAGUCACCUUUACGCCUCCUGACAGUUCUACUGAUUAGCACAAUCUGCAGUGCCUUGAGGAGGAGAUCCUGCCAGUGGAGAACCGGUAGUUAUGUUUGGAUAUGAUUUGUUAUGUUUUAUCUCUACUUAUUUUAGAACGUACUGUACAAUGUCAUUGUGUUCCCAGUUGAUUUAUUCUUUUAACUGGAGUUAAGUUUUUGACAUCUGAAAUUUGAUUUCAUAAUUAAUGUGCUUAAGUGCAACACAUUGCCAAGGCACCAUCAUCUAUCACUACUGCAGACGUUGCAGAACCACACGCAGGAGGAGGCGCUGUCUGCCAAUGAGCCACUUGAUGGAUUAUGUGAAAAUAAAAUGUGUGUCCUUAUAAGGAAGAGGUUAUUUGCUAAAAAUCAAGUGGCACUUGAUGCAGUUAUGACAACUUCCACGUGCAAUACCAGGUCAUUUGUCAUUUUGCCUUCACAACUGGGAAAAUGGGAAUAGAUCAUUUUUGAAUGAAAAAGUGAGUUGUGUCCCAAUUCAGAGGCUGCAUCCGCAUUCUUUGGUUAGGCUCAGGCGUGAUACUCAAGCUUGGCACAUCUCGUUGUUUUGCCAACGCAAUUUCCUCUUUUUAAAUACAGUUACUCAUUUAAGGCACAACGAAUCCUUCAAUUCCUAGGGUCGGAAAGGAUCCACCUGCAUCUUCGUUUCUCUGGGAUGGAAGGAUGCAUUUGUUGCAUUUAAAGGAGCCAUUGAAAUGGGACAGUCCAGUUUCACCACUGUGAUGCUUUUGGUCUUGAAAUGCAGCCUCUUAAGGUUGCAGCCACUGAAUUAGACACAGCUAUAGAUUCUUAUAAAUUUAUUUCCCUGAGCAAGAGCAGUCUCUAAGAUUGGUGCCUACGAAAGAACAGAAAAAGGCUCCCAGAAAAAUUGCACUUUAAGGAGGCACAAAAGAGAGCCUAAUGCUGCAGAGAAACUCCUCCUGUAACGUCACAGACUGCAUCACACUGGACUGCUUCAGGGACUUGUUUUCAAACGCUUCUCCAACAAAGCCUUAAAGACUCAAGUGAUAUUUUACUCUCUACGAAGAUGCAUAACUGUCACAGACUGUGACACUCGGUGAACUCUAUUCAUUUAACAUACACAGCACAUGCCUUGUUAUAAUGGAAGUGAUUAACCACAGACUGGAUGCCGAUAUCGCACAGGAGAUCUGUUACACCAUUUUCUCUCAUGCAAGAACUCUCUCCAGUUCGAUGAUUUGCACAGAGCCACUAACUUUGUCUUGUGGUCGUACGUUUUUUUAUUCAUAGAUGUAGCACCGUUUGCAUCGUGAGCCUGAGAGAGUUUGACAGUGUUUUUGUAUAAAAUGAUGUUGACUCAGUGAUUUAUAUGCAUGUGAUAUACGUGGAAUUAUUCUUCCACUAUUUUGGGCUCAUGCAUAUGACACACAUUAAUGAAACUGAGAGUGGUUUAUGCAGUGCAUUUUUUCAUAAUUUUAAGGUAUUCAA